AUGAAGGCUCCCCUGCUGCUGCUGGUUGUGACUGUCUGGUUAAAUGUUCAGUACGGAGACUGUGCUCUGUCUUCAUGCUCCCAUCCUCCGUCACAGUGGUGCUCAUCUCUGGACUCAGCCAUCCAGUGCGGGGUUUUGAAGCAGUGCCUUGAGUCUAACUUCACCAGGUCCCGUCAGACAGCCGAUCCAGUGGAGGUGGGGCUCUACUAUGAGAGUCUGUGUCCCGGCUGCAGACAGUUUCUCGUUGAGAUGCUCGUCCCAACCUGGUUCUUGUUGGGUGACAUCAUGUCUGUUACUCUGGUGCCCUACGGCAAUGCACAGGAGAAACCUGAUGGAGAGAAGUUUACUUACGAGUGCCAGCAUGGAGAACCGGAAUGUCUGGGCAACAUGAUUGAGACUUGUCUAAUGAACCUGACAGACGCUUCUUACAUGACCAUCUUCUGUAUGGAAUCCUCCAAUGAUGUCGUCAAGGCAGCCCAGAGCUGCCUGGAACUCUACACCACUGAGUUGAGCUGGGACCGCGUCAUGAGUUGUGUGAAAGGGGACGAGGGAAACAAGCUGAUGCAUCAGAAUGCCUUGAUGACCGAAGCCCUGAAACCCCCCCAUCAAUAUGUGCCCUGGGUGACCAUUAAUGGGGAGCACACAGAAGAUCUGCAGGACAAAGCCCUCAAUGCUCUCUUGCCUCUGAUCUGCAGCUUGUACAAGGGCACCAAGCCUGCGGCCUGUGGAGGGGGCAGCCAGAGACACUACAGAAGCUACUGCAACAAAGAGUGAAGGAGCAGCACUGCACAUGCUCGCUCCGUUCCAGGUGUGGCCACUAAAUAAGGAUCACUGUGGAGUGUCUUCAAAUAUUUUUUUAUCUGUGAUUUUGCUGCAUCUUUUAAAGGGAAAAAAAAAAUCGACUCACUUUAUAAUUCAACGAAUAUGAAUACAAUUUACUUUCUAAAAA
Messenger RNA from Sebastes umbrosus (honeycomb rockfish), 949 nucleotides. RefSeq names its product IFI30 lysosomal thiol reductase (gene ifi30a). NCBI's taxonomy places the organism in Eukaryota, Metazoa, Chordata, Actinopteri, Perciformes, Sebastidae. The record is from RefSeq and is a predicted model, not a curated record. Gene Ontology annotation, cellular component: lysosome. Gene Ontology annotation, molecular function: oxidoreductase activity, acting on a sulfur group of donors, disulfide as acceptor. The transcript is spliced from 7 exons. The coding region runs from base 1 to 774 and encodes 257 amino acids.